UUAUCUGCCUCAGCAUCAGACCUUUGCACCACCUGAACCAGACAAGCCUAGUGAAGCCUCUGUUCCAACAUCUAUCUGUGUAAAGUUGACACAUAAUAAAUUCUGGUCCAGCCUUUUACCUUGAAUCUGUGUGUAUCAUGCUGCCUCAACUGUGUUUCUUGUAAACAACAUAUAGAAGGAUUCUGGUUUUUAAUCCAUUCUGCUAUCUGCUUCCAUUUAACAGGAUGCUGUCCAACUUGUACCACUGGUUCUGGAAGGAUGAGUUCUGGCUUCCUGCUGGAUACACAUGGACUGACAUAGAGGAUGCCAAUGGGGUCACAUACCCUCAUCCCAAAGACCUCCUGGCAACCAUUCCCUUGGCAUUCAUCUUAGUGAUCGUCCGAUAUAGCUUUGAGACGACCGUUGGUGUAUUUCUGAGCAGGGUCAUGGGUGUUCGUGACCACCUUAGAUUAAAGCCUGACCCCAACCCCAUAUUGGAGUCCUUUUUCCAGACUCAGAGUCAGAAUCCCAAAGAGGCUCAGCUGAGUCACCUGGCCAGUCAGUGUGGCCUUUCAGUAAGGCAGACCCAGCGCUGGUUCCGACGUCGAAGGAAUCAAGCACGACCCAAUCUGACAAAGAAGUUCUGUGAAUCUAGUUGGAGACUUUUCUUUUAUUUUUCUUCUUCCUUUGGAAUCUUCCUCGCCAUCUACAAUGAGACAUGGUUUGGAGAUUCCAAGACAUGCUUCAACAGAUACCCGACGCAGCCUCUGAAGACUGGCCUAUAUUUCUGUUACCUGCUGGAGAUGAGCUUCUACCAGUCUUUGCUGCUCACUCUGCCCUUUGAUGUGAAGAGGAAGGACACCAUGGAACAGAUCAUCCACCACUUUAUUGUCAUCAUCUUGUUAUUCAUCUCCUAUUGCGGCAACCUUUUGUCCUUUGGUGGCGUGACAUUGCUGCUACAUGAUAUAACUGACAUCUUAUUAGAGGCCAGUAAGAUGUUCCUUUAUGCACAGUGGAAACAUGCAUGUGAAAUACUCUUCUACAUCUUUGCUGUGAUGUUCAUUGUCAACCGGCUCAUUCUCUUCCCAAACAAAAUCAUCUAUGUAUUCUUCUAUGAUUUCACGUGGAAGCCCUUCUUUGCAUAUAUUUUUACCUUUGUCCUUCUGAUCAUCCUGCAGGGACUCCAUGUCUUCUGGACCUACUUAGUUCUCCAAAGAAUCUAUUUAAGGAUUAUAUAUAAGAAGAAGAGUGAUGUGAGGAGUGACUUGGAGGAACAAGACACAAGUGAUGAGCAGUUAGAGAAGACAGAGAAGCAGAUGAACCGGAGGCUCCAGGCCAAUGAAGUCCCCAAUUCCUGCAACUUCCUCCAGACUUGAGUAUCCUAACCUCCUGACCAAUAUGCCUGUUCUAGCAACAUAGACUGAUCUAUACUAAGGCCAUCAGAUUGCCCAGUUGAUGGAUGAAACUUGGAGGAUGGAUCUUCUGAGGAUUAGAUCAUUAUGGGAAUUGUCCCAGGUUCUUAUUUGGUGAAGAUUCUGGUUCUGGACCAGAAAACUUUCAUUCUUUCUCUUUCUAUCAGUCCAUCCCCACCUCUGUUAAACCUAAGGGAAGAAAGGAAACUUGGGAUCUCUACAUGGGGUUUAAGGGUGGACUUAACAAUCUUCUUGAGCUUAAUGAUCUUCCUAGACUACUAAGUAUUGUUCUCAUUAUUCUGGCUGCUAAGCACUGUUCUCAUCAUUCACAAGGUCUUAGUAAAGGUGAUACUGGAGAGAGGAUAGAGAUUCUCUAGAACUUCUCCAUACAAAUGCUGUGUUUCUGCUGUACAGAUGCUGUUAAGGACUGUGAACUUUAGAUUACUCCACCCUACUUAGUCUAACAAAAAUCAGGAAAUUAUGAACUUUAGAUUACUCUACUCUACUUAGUCUAACAAAAUCAGGAAUGUCUACACCCAUACUUAAGGAUUAAGUAUUUAGGAGGAUGGCCUAUGACAGACAUGUGCUAGCAAAUGACAAAACAGAAACCCCUGGGCUGUCCUAAGUCAAGCCUAAGAUAUCCUUGGUACAUGUGAGACACAGAAAAGUGAUGUAAAACUGUCUAUACAUUUCGCGUCACUUCCUUUCUCUGGCCUCUUUGACGGCAGAGAGGUGGCUGGCGGCAGCUUGCUGAGCGUGUCAGCAUCUUGGCAUGGCUGCUGCUAUUGUCCGGGGUUAGUGGUGAGUUUUCCUUGAUACCAUACUGGAGGAAGCCUAGUAACCUAGUUCAAGUGAGGCUCUUCUCUGAGAUCUCUCAAAGUUUAGGCUGAUUUUUCUCUCCUUUAACUUCCAAACACUAUCCUCUUAGAGAAAGCCCCUAAUCUUCUAAGACCUUGUGGUGGAGGAAUUUGAACUCCCCUGGGCUCAGGCCAGACGGGAGAAAUCCUAUACUUUUCCCUCGCUCUUCUCCUUGAUUUCUUCCCUAUAUAUUGAUUAAACUACCAUAUAUUU
This is a messenger RNA of Monodelphis domestica (gray short-tailed opossum), 2462 nucleotides long. Its product is annotated as ceramide synthase 4-like. The record is from RefSeq and is a predicted model, not a curated record. Gene Ontology annotation, molecular function: sphingosine N-acyltransferase activity; DNA binding. Gene Ontology annotation, biological process: ceramide biosynthetic process. Gene Ontology annotation, cellular component: membrane. NCBI's taxonomy places the organism in Eukaryota, Metazoa, Chordata, Mammalia, Didelphimorphia, Didelphidae.